This is a messenger RNA of Pseudophryne corroboree (corroboree frog), 1341 nucleotides long. RefSeq lists its product as uncharacterized. The transcript is spliced from 5 exons. The coding region runs from base 86 to 946 and encodes 286 amino acids. The record is from RefSeq and is a predicted model, not a curated record. NCBI's taxonomy places the organism in Eukaryota, Metazoa, Chordata, Amphibia, Anura, Myobatrachidae.
CUCUCAGAGGAGAAGAAGCAAAUCUACCCUCUGCUAGCUAUCCACUGACACACGGCUCCGGAUCAGCACAGGCAGAGCAUACAGGAUGAGUGACUACAUCAAGGACUUCCUCCUCACUGACUGUGAGCUCGGGGACCAGGGCUACCAGCGAGUCCUUCUACAGCUCUAUGGCUUGCCGGGUAAUGGAAAGUCCUCCUUCAUCAACUCCUGCAAGUUUGUCUUAGAUGGCGGAGAGUUCACAGUCCAAGCUGAGGCUGCGGAUUCCUACGGCGGAUUUACUAAACACAGAAAGCCUUAUAAACUCACCGACACCCUAUGGAUGGUCGAUAACCGCGGGAUGUCAAAGCUAGACGGAUUCCAGACGGGAGAGAUAUUUGCUCAACUUGUGAAUCUUUUACCUCUGGAUGAGAAGGUGGAAUGGUGCGAAGAUUUCAACAAGAAUGUGGCGAGAUUGCUGGGAGAACACAAAAAGAACAAUUACAAAGACUUUAUUGUGCCGGUUUUCAUACACAGUGCAUGCAAUAAAUUGAAAACAGAAGAUCUUCCAGUAUACCGAGAACUACUGCACAAGUCAACCGAUUUAACUGGAAUUGAACCAUUUAUUGUCCUGACACACAAGAGCAACGGUGGGUUAGAAUCCAUGCGGAACGUGUUUAAAGACAUGGGGAUGGAGAAGAUCUACGCCCUCGAGAAUUACACCACCAAAGACCACCAGGAGGUGCGAGAGAAACAUGAAGAGAUAAUAAAUAUCUUAACUAAAGUUGUUGCUGAUGUCAUAUUCCGCAUGCGUUUUAAAAGUGACCCGACCAAUGAAAGUUACAAUCAUCUGCAAUUUCUGCUUGAGUACAUGAAGACCAGCGCUGAUAGGAAGAGAGGGGAGGAGAUUGAGCGUAAGAUGGCAGAAGCACAAAGAAAUGCUAAGAAGUCGUCAUGCCCUUUAUUAUAAUCAUUCCUGUGUUUAUGUCUAUAAGGGUAACGUCCGUUUCUUCCCAGUUCCUGUCCCGUUUCCAACACUGUGUUAGUCAUUUCCUUUUAGCCGCUGUUCAAUGCUGACCUCUCUGACCUUCCCAGGUUUAUGCACAGAGAAUAUUUUGCCGCAGCCUAUUGCCCUGUGAUACGAAAACAUAAAUAGAAAUAUGGCUUUAUGCCCACCGCCUCUUACGCUUACUCUCAUUGAUAAUAAAGUAUCUGCAUGCUACACAAGCAAUGGAGAAAAUAAAAUACAAUCCUACAAUCAUAACUAGUAAUUAGUGCCUGUAUUAUACAUGAAAUUAGUACAGAGUCCAAUCAAUAUUGAAAACUACGUAUGUUGGAUCACGUACAUACAGUAAAAUAAAAUAU